This is a messenger RNA of Phyllostomus hastatus (greater spear-nosed bat), 2439 nucleotides long. It is a transcript of the gene ZNF567, whose product is annotated as zinc finger protein 567. The transcript has 6 exons. The coding region runs from base 381 to 2324 and encodes 647 amino acids. NCBI's taxonomy places the organism in Eukaryota, Metazoa, Chordata, Mammalia, Chiroptera, Phyllostomidae. The record is from RefSeq and is a predicted model, not a curated record. Gene Ontology annotation, biological process: negative regulation of transcription by RNA polymerase II. Gene Ontology annotation, molecular function: DNA-binding transcription repressor activity, RNA polymerase II-specific.
AAAGCGAGCUAGCGGGAACUUAUGCUGAGAAAGCCGGGGAAGAAAGCGACAGUCCGGGUCCUAGUGGAAGCGAGGAGGGAAGCCAGAACCUAGUCAGAGGAAGGAACUAGGAGCCAAGGCCGGGAGCGCCAAGGAGGGAACGGAGAGCCCGGACCGCAGCGAUCCAGGCUGGAGAGGGCCUAAGAGGGAACUGGAAAUCCCAGGCGGGCCUGAGCUAGGCCUGGGCAGGAAUUGUGUAUGUUUUUCCCUUCACCCUACCCCCAACCCGUAAGGAAACCCAGACUGUAUGCAACUUCAGAGAGGCCACUGUGAGAGGAACCACCACUUUUCCAAAGAGGAACCCAAAGGAAGACUGGGCAUCUCUUGCAAAUCUCAAAACCAUGGCUCAGGGGUCAGUAACAUUUAAAGAUGUGACUGUGGAUUUCACACAGGAGGAAUGGCAGCACCUGGAUCCUGCUCAGAAGACUCUAUACAUGGAUGUGAUGUUGGAAAACUAUUGCCACCUCAUUUCUGUGGGCUGUCACAUGACCAAGCCUGAUGUGAUUCUUAAGUUGGAACGAGGAGAAGAGCCAUGGACACCACUGACAAGUCACACCUGCUUAGAACAAAACUGGAGUGCCGAAGAUGUUUUAGUGAAAUUUAAGGAAUGUGAAGAUAAGUAUUCUAGAUCAGUUGUACUCAUCAGUCACAAAAAACUGAUUAAGAAGAACAGUAAUGCAUAUGACAGGACAUUUCCUUUAAGCAAAAACCCUAUAUAUUCAAAAAAUCUAAUUCCUGAAUAUAACAGUCAUGGAAAGAUUUUUAAAAAUGUAUCAGAAUUAAUCAUAAGUAAUCUAAUUCCUGCAAGAAAGAGUCAUAAUGAGUAUAAUGGAUAUGAGAAAUCACUCUUCAAUAGUAAACCAGAGACAGCUCACCAUGGAGUCAAAUCCCAUAAUCAACAUGGUAAAGAUAUCAAUCAUAAUGAAGUGCUGGUGCAAUAUCAUAAGAUGGAAACUCCAGUACAGUCAUUUGAAUAUAGUGACUGUGAAAAAUUAUUGCUUAAAAAGGGAGGUUUACUUACACAUCAUAGAGCUUACAGAAAUGAAAAUCCAUCUGAACAUAAUAAAAGGAGAAGAGCAACCAAUAUUGAAAAAAAACAUAUAUGCACUGAAUGUGGGAAGUCCUUCUGCAGAAAGUCAGUAUUGAUUCUGCAUCAGGGAAUUCACACAGAGGAAAAACCUUAUCAAUGCCAUCAAUGUGGAAACUCAUUUAGAAGGAAAUCAUAUCUCAUUGAUCAUCAAAGAACUCACACAGGAGAGAAACCCUUUAUUUGUAAUGAAUGUGGUAAGUCGUUCCGCCUAAAAACAGCUCUCACUGAUCAUCAGAGAACACAUACAGGGGAGAAAUCAUAUGAAUGUUCACAAUGUAGGAAUGCCUUCAGGUUGAAGUCACACCUCAUUCGUCAUCAGAGAACUCAUACAGGAGAGAAACCAUAUGAGUGUAAUGACUGUGGAAAGUCUUUCCGCCAGAAGACAACACUCUCUCUACAUCAGAGAAUUCAUACAGGAGAAAAGCCCUAUAUUUGUAUAGAAUGUGGGAAGUCCUUUCACCAGAAGGCAAAUCUUACUGUACAUCAGAGAACUCACACAGGGGAAAAGCCCUAUAUUUGUAAUGAAUGUGGGAAGUCCUUCUCCCAGAAGACAACCCUUGCUCUUCAUGAGAAAACUCAUAAUAAGGAGAAACCCUAUAUUUGUAAUGAAUGUGGUAAGUCUUUCCGCCAGAAGACAACCCUCAUAGCACAUCAGAGAACACAUACUGGGGAAAAAUCUUAUGAAUGUCCUCACUGUGGGAAGGCCUUUAGAAUGAAGUCGUAUCUCAUUGAUCAUCACAGAAUUCACACAGGAGAGAAACCAUAUGAAUGUAAUGAAUGUGGAAAAUCCUUCAGUCAAAAGACAAACCUCAAUCUACAUCAGAGAAUUCAUACAGGGGAAAAACCCUAUAUUUGUAAUGAAUGUGGGAAGUCCUUUCGCCAGAAAGCAACCCUCAGUGUACAUCAGAAAAUACAUACAGGUCAGAAAUCCUAUGAGUGUUCUCAGUGUGGAAAAGCCUUUAGCAGGAAGUCAUAUCUCAUUCAUCAUCAAAGAACUCAUACCGGAGAGAAACCGUACAAAUGUAAUGAAUGUGGGAAGUGCUUCCGCCAGAAGACAAAUCUCAUUGUACAUCAGAGAACUCACACAGGGGAGAAACCCUAUGUUUGUAAUGAGUGUGGUAAAUCCUUCAGUUAUAAGAGAAACCUCAUUGUCCAUCAGAGAACUCACAAAGGAGAAAACAUAGAAAUUCAAUAAAUGGUGUGAUUUCUUUGUGAAGCCUUCCUUCCAAAGUUAUUAUAAAACUUUAGUUUUUUUUAAAAGCAUGCUAAUAAGAUAAUUUUAAUCACAAAUGUAAUAAUAGUUAAUAAUU